This is a messenger RNA of Carica papaya (papaya), 4231 nucleotides long. The record is from RefSeq and is a predicted model, not a curated record. NCBI's taxonomy places the organism in Eukaryota, Viridiplantae, Streptophyta, Magnoliopsida, Brassicales, Caricaceae.
CCCUUGUCAGAAUAAAUUUUCAACAGAGACUAAUGAAGCUCCUUUCGUCAUUCAUCCUCUUCCAAUUUGCUUCUCUAAAGUUAACAUUACCUCAACCAAGUUUUUCAAGACCAGAAAGAUCAGAGCGGAGGCUUGAGGCAUCUGCGGAGAGUCAAAGAUCCUUAAAGCUAUUCUUUUUCCUUGUAAACAAAACAUCAACUGUGUACUAAGUUUUAUAAAUCCUGCUUUUGUAUCUCUCUCUUUAAAUCUAUUUUUCCUUUACAAUCAGAUUAUCAGAUCAAUUUAGGCGCUUUCUGAUGUGAGGGAAAUUUGAGAGAAUAGAGAGACAAGGAAAUAAAGAGAAAAGACGGCAUUCAAACUUUCCAUUCAUGAAAUCCUCAGGUGCUUAUACUUUUGAUUGACCGAACCAAUCAAGUUUCCAUUCUUCCUUUCCCCUUUUUGUAUUUUGCAUGCAAUAAUAUCCCUUUAAGAGCGCCGAAAUUGUUCUUGGAAAGUUGGAACAUAUACCCAGGACUCGUUGAGCCAGCAGUUGAACCAGUGGUUGGUUCUGGUGUAUAAUAAGUCCGCAUAUGAGAAUUUCGAAGGAAGCUUGUGUUCUCCUGGUAUCUUGUAGCUUGGUAGGAGAUAUCGUCUUUUUAAGUUGAGAAACAUGAAAAACUGCAACCAUCUGACUGCUUUGAAGCCAAGAAUUCAAUUCAUUGAAUCACCUCGAGGGGCCCUUUAUAAAUGGUUUCAAGCCCUUCGGUAACAAGUUGGACCAGAGAUUGUUGUCUAUACAUAUAUACUGUCUCAUACAAUGAAACUUGAUACUCUCCUGUGAGUACCAGCCAAUUGCUUCAUUUUGUGCUGUGCUCUCUGUAGAUAGAGCUUGAGAAGUUUUAGUUGUUCUUGUCUGAAGUGAGGGAAUCUUAGUGUCUCCUUGAAGAUAAGCAAUGUGCAUUAGAGAAGGCUAGUCAUAUAUUGUAUAUGAAUUCUGAUAGAGGAAGCCGAGAUUCCCACUUGGGGAGGCUUACCAUGACAAAUACAACGGAUGUAAUUUUUUCAAGCUUAGAAUGGGCGAGAGAGUCCCCUUCAAGUAUGAAUUAUUCUUGCCAAAAUGUGUUGUGGAAAAUAGAAUCAUAGUCAGAUGUAUAGUAAACCACGGCGUUUUAAAUUAGGGUCCAUGAUAAAAUUUAGCCACUUUUUCAGCUAAAAGGAGGUGUACUAUAGUUUGAAAAUGCGCAUAUUGGUUUCUCUGUCCAAACACGGAUUUCUUGGUGACCUCUAUACUUCCGUAAACCUUCAAUGAUAUCCAUGGUAAUGUUGGAUCAUGUUGUAUGUGGAAUAGGCAAUAGUUGGAGAAGGCUCGUCAACUGUUUCUCCCUUCUCCAAUUUCCUGCUCACUUUCCUCAAAAUUCUCUUCCCUUCAUUUUUUCUCGCAGCAUGAACAACUGUUUCUCCCUUCUCCAAUUUCCUGCUCACCUUCCUCAAAAUUCUCCUCCCUUCAUUUUUUCUCGCAGCAUGAACAAAGUACUUGGCUUCAGAAGAUAAUACUUAAGAGUUUUGACUUAAUUUGAAACGAUACUGUUUGUGGUUUAAAACAAUUAUGAUGACACUAAAACUUGCAGUUUGUUGGUGCGAAAUUGUAGUGAUUAUUUCGACACGAGGAUGACUAAUUGAUGAUAUGCAGAAACUUUGUUCUCCUGAAUGAUUCAGCAGAUUCUAUUAUUCUUCUCCAUUUAACAGAGUUUUGAGGGUGAGGAAGAACAGAGGAAACAAUUACCAAAAUAACAUUUAUUAUACAAUCCCCAUUUCGCUAAAAGUUUUAGUACAUAUGAUACAAAAAUAACAAGAAUAUACUUAAUUUUUAUCUACUUAAAAUUUGCAAAUAAGGUAAUAAAACAUCCUUGAAUUUGAAAUGUUUUAGUUAGAAGGGCAUAUUUUGUCUUGUUUGGUCCAUACUAGCUUAUUUAGAGAGGGUGUGAAUAUUUAGAGGAUUAAUUUAGAUAAUCAGUCAAUGGAUCUAUGUAUUAAACUACGUAGAAUCACCAUAUAAUCAAAUAUAUAUGUAUAUGUAUAUGUAUAUGUUACCCCUUUGGCACGCUGAAGUCGUCCGAAGGUCCUCCUUUUAGGAAGUGACCUAAUUUCACUACUUCCCUCAUGUCUAAACGACUUUCAGUUCGUAUAUAUAUUUAUAUGUUAUUUAAGCAAAUUCUGGAAAUUAAAGCAAACGAAAGCCAUUGUGAAAGACGACAAACAUUUUGACCGACCUAAAUGGAUAGCUGUGCAAAUUGGGUUGGACUUUCCAACGUAGGUUGGUAUAGGAGUACCAAAGCCUUAAAUUCUAGCUGAGUCUUUCUUCCUUAAAUGCUCUCUGCAGUUGAUCAUCUUGAGAGGCUGAGUUAGAUGCAAUGAGUUCUUCAGGGCUGAUUUUCUUUUCUUUGAUUCUGACAUGGCUUGUUAAUCUCACAAUAGCCCAGAAUCGGCCAGAACCAUUGUAUCACUUAUGUUCAAACACCCUGGGCAACUACACUGCCAAUAGUACCUACUCCACAAAUCUCAAACAACUUGUCUCUAACCUUUCAUCUCUUGAACAAAAUGAUUAUGGGUUCUACAACAUCUCUACUGGCCAAAACAAUGAUAUUGUUAAUGCAAUUGCACUUUGUAGAGGAGAUGUUCGACCUGAUGCUUGUGACAGCUGCAUUCAAAAUGCUGCCAACCAGCUCACUGGGCAAUGUCCAAACCAGAAGGACGCAUUUGUCUUCUAUGAUAAUUGUAUGUUUCGUUACUCAAAUCUAUCUAUGUUUGGCAUCAAGAAAAGUAGUGCUGUGUUCUACAUGUGGAACCGAGAAAAUGUUACACAACAGGAUGGAUUCAAUCAGGUUCUGAGGAACUUGUUGGAUAACCUGCGAAAUAGAGCCGCAUCGGGUGGCUCUCUUCGUAAGUAUGCAACUGCAAAUGCAUCAGCUCCUGGUUUCAAAAUCAUAUUUGCACUUGUGCAGUGCACUCCUGAUUUAUCUGGGGAUGACUGCAACAAUUGCCUUAUCGAUACCAUUUCAAGAAUUCCACAAUGUUGUGAUGGGAAGGCAGGAGGAAGGGUUAUAGCACCCAGUUGUAACUUUAGGUAUGAGAUCUAUCGUUUCUAUGACCCUGCAGCUGGUCUGGAAUCUGCAGUUCCACCAACACCAACACUAUCUCCAACAGUAACUCCUCCACAGCCACCCUCAAAUGCACGAGGUAUCUGCUUUUGCAAUGGAGAAGAAAUAGCUGUGAAAAGGCUGUCAAAGGGUUCAGAACAAGGAGAUCUAGAAUUCAAGAAUGAGGUUAUGUUGCUUGCCAGGCUUCAGCACCGGAAUUUGGUUAGGCUCCUAGGUUUCUGCUUAGAAGGCAAUGAAAGGAUUCUCAUCUACGAGUUUGUUGUGAAAGCUAGCCUUGAUCACUUCAUAUUCGAUCCAAUCAAGCGCAUACAAUUGGACUGGGAAGGUCGCUACAAAAUCAUAGGAGGCGUAGCUAGAGGAAUUCUUUACCUUCACGAGGAUUCCCGUAUUAGAAUAAUUCACCGUGACCUCAAAGCUAGUAACAUCUUACUAGAUGCAGAAAUGAACCCCAAAAUUGCAGAUUUUGGCAUGGCCAGGUUGUUUGUGAUGGAUCAAAGUCAUGCUGAUACAAGUAGAGUUGUUGGAACCUACGGAUAUAUGGCUCCAGAAUAUGUAUUGCAAGGCCACUUCUCUGUCAAAUCCGAUGUAUUUAGUUUUGGUGUGUUAGUUAUUGAAAUUGUUAGUGGCCAGAGAAACAGUUGUUUUCGCAGUGGAGAGAAUGUAGGAGACCUCCUAUCUUAUGCAUGGAAGUGCUGGAGAGAUGGGCUACCUAUGGAUCUUGUUGAUUCCAAUUUGUUGUCCGGUUCUGGUUCGGUGUCAGAAAUGAUGAGAUGCAUACAUAUUGGCUUGCUGUGUGUUCAAAAGAAUGAAGCCAGCAGACCAAGCAUGGCUUCAAUUGUUCUGAUGCUUAGCAGCUAUUCUCAGAGUCUACCCACACCUUCACAGCCUGCAUUCUUUAUGCACAGCACCAUUGACUCAGACUUGGAGUAUAACUCGAAUACGACACAAUCCAAUGGAUCAACUAGUUUUCACUCGAAAGAUUCGAAGAAUGAGGUUUCAAUUACUGAUCUGUAUCCCCGAUGAUGUCUUCCUCACUUGAAGUGUUAAUAAAAUACAGAGAAUUAUUGUAAUUUAUCCUAAUUUAAAUUUAUCAA